Malus domestica (apple) is the source of this 2132-nucleotide messenger RNA. RefSeq names its product inorganic phosphate transporter 1-4. Gene Ontology annotation, biological process: transmembrane transport; phosphate ion transport. Gene Ontology annotation, molecular function: phosphate transmembrane transporter activity. The record is from RefSeq and is a predicted model, not a curated record. Lineage: Eukaryota; Viridiplantae; Streptophyta; Magnoliopsida; Rosales; Rosaceae. Gene Ontology annotation, cellular component: membrane.
AAAAUGGAAUAUGCCGGUGGAAAUUCCUUCGUGUGAACGCAUUGGCUGCUGCCUGCCUGCCUAUAAAUAUUCGCAUCCCUUCAUUUUCCUUUUCUCACCAUCAAAUUUCUUCAUCUCUCUCUCGCUCGCUCGCUCCCAACAGAUAAAAAAAAAAAGUUGGUGAGAAAGAAACAGAAGAGAGAGAAUUUGUAAAAGCUAGCUUAGCCAUGGCUAAAGAGCAAUUACAGGUUCUCAAUGCACUUGACGUAGCAAAAACACAAUGGUACCAUUUCACUGCAAUUAUCAUUGCUGGAAUGGGAUUCUUCACAGAUGCAUAUGAUCUCUUCUGCAUUUCUUUGGUGACCAAGUUGCUCGGCCGCAUAUACUACCACGUUGAAGGCGCAGAGAAGCCCGGGACAUUGCCUCCGAAUGUGUCAGCUGCCGUAAAUGGUGUGGCGUUUUGUGGAACCUUAGCAGGCCAGCUCUUCUUUGGCUGGCUUGGUGACAAGAUGGGAAGGAAGAAAGUUUAUGGAAUGACUCUUAUGCUUAUGGUCAUAUGUUCUAUUGCUUCAGGUCUCUCAUUUGGGCAUACCCCAACAACCGUAAUGUCAACGCUUUGUUUCUUCCGGUUCUGGCUAGGGUUUGGUAUUGGCGGUGACUACCCUCUUUCUGCCACAAUCAUGUCUGAGUAUGCUAACAAGAAGACUCGGGGCGCUUUCAUUGCCGCGGUCUUUGCCAUGCAGGGGUUUGGAAUUUUAGCAGGUGGGAUAUUUGCUAUUAUCUGUUCGGCCGCGUUUAAUGCCAAUUUUGAUGCUCCAACAUAUAAGGUCAAUGCACUUGCCUCAACCGUUCCACAAGCGGACUAUCUGUGGAGGAUUAUUGUGAUGGUAGGAGCAAUCCCAGCUGCACUGACUUACUACUGGCGCAUGAAGAUGCCUGAAACUGCCCGUUACACCGCCCUUGUUGCAAAGAAUGCGAAACAGGCUGCAUCCGACAUGUCAAAGGUUCUGCAGGUAGAAAUUGAAGCAGAACCCCAGAAGGCUGAGCCGACUGCUAAUGCAUUUGCUUUGUUCUCCAAGGAGUUUAUGCACCGUCAUGGACUUCACUUGCUUGGAACAACAAGCACUUGGUUCUUACUUGACAUUGCAUUCUACAGCCAAAAUCUGUUCCAAAAGGAUAUUUUCAGUGCGAUCGGAUGGAUUCCUCCUGCAGAGACAAUGAAUGCUAUUGAAGAAGUUUACAGAAUCGCAAGGGCCCAAACUCUUAUUGCAUUGUGCAGUACUGUCCCUGGCUACUGGUUUACGGUAGCUUUCAUUGACAGGAUUGGAAGAUUUGCAAUUCAGUUGAUGGGAUUCUUCUUCAUGACAGUGUUCAUGUUUGCACUGGCUAUUCCCUACGAACAUUGGACUCACAAGGACAACCGAAUUGGGUUCGUAGUGAUCUACUCAUUGACCUUCUUUUUCGCAAACUUCGGUCCUAAUGCAACCACAUUUGUUGUGCCGGCUGAGAUUUUCCCAGCUAGGUUCCGGUCUACGUGUCAUGGAAUCUCAGCUGCGUCCGGGAAGCUUGGCGCCAUAGUUGGUGCAUUCGGGUUCUUGUACUUGGCUCAGAACAAAGAUAAGAACAAGACAGAUGCAGGGUACCCUCCAGGCAUCGGGGUUAAAAACUCGCUCCUUGUGUUGGGUGUGGUCAACUUCUUGGGGAUAUUGUUCACCUUCUUGGUGCCUGAAUCGAAUGGGAGGUCGUUGGAGGAGAUGUCGGGUGAGAACGAAGAAGAAAGCGAAACCGGGACAGUGGAGUUGGAGCAAUCAAGCUAUAACAACAGGACAGUUCCAGUUGUGUAGGUUGGAUCUAUAAGCAGUGCAGAAAAUAAUGUUGUAAUGUAAGCCUGUAGUUCAUUUUGGGGAGGGGUAUUUCAUCCUUUGUGGUAUAACAUGUGUGUACGUAAAGCGUCAGCGUUUAUCUUUGAACCUAAUGUUUUGUGUUUGAAAUUGUCAUCUGCGGUUCGCGUGUAUGAUCAAAACUAGGGUACCCAUGUUUCUCUCCGCAGCUGUGACUAAAUGGUAUUGAGUAUAUAAAGUAGAAGAGAAUCAUCAACCGUUUUCUGUUUCUCAAUGUGAAAGUUGAAUUUAUUUUGGGGGUUUAGGUUGUUU